Messenger RNA from Phytophthora nicotianae INRA-310, 1910 nucleotides. RefSeq lists its product as hypothetical. NCBI's taxonomy places the organism in Eukaryota, Oomycota, Peronosporomycetes, Peronosporales, Peronosporaceae. Gene Ontology annotation, molecular function: phosphatase activity. Gene Ontology annotation, biological process: dephosphorylation. The transcript is spliced from 5 exons. The coding region runs from base 83 to 1282 and encodes 399 amino acids. The record is from RefSeq and is a predicted model, not a curated record.
CGGGCACAUGCGGAAAAUUCGCUUAGGUGCGAAAUGGGUUGUUGGAUACCGGUUGAGUUGUGAAUCAGAACCGGUAUGAAAGAUGGUGGUGUCGACUUCAACGGCCGAUUUGAUUGGCGAUCUUCCAGAGAUCCGGUGCAGAGAUUCAAAGCGACGCCGACACCCGAGCGCAAGGAGACGGAUAAGCUUGACGGGUAUGCGCCUUGCUGUGUUGAUUGCUGCGUUAGUAGGCGCCCCAGCGGUGAGCGCCGGCCCGUAUGAUGGCUGGGCGCCGCACCGCUACUGCAACGACAUCGACGGCAUCGAGGCCUCGCGCGUCCCGCCACUCACCCCUGAACAAGCCGAACGUGUGGAAUCCCUGGAGCAGGUUCAGAUCAUCGCACGCCACGGUGCUCGUGCGCCCUAUGCCAAGCUUUUCUGUUGGGACUCGCACAAGCACAACCCCAUGAACGCCGAAUGGGACUGCACUACCACGUCUGUCUCGUCUCAAGAUAUUAACCCGAAUGAGCACUCGAAAGGGUUUGGACGACUGUACCGCAAGUCUUACAUGGAUGGUCACAAUAUCCUCAAGGGUGACUGUGUCAUUGGUGGACUGCUCCCGCUGGGCCGUCACCAACAUAAGACCAACGGACAGUUUCUUCGUGACGCCUAUGUAGGCGAUGGCCCGCUCAAACUCUUCCCCACUGCAAACUUGUCGCAACUGGAGUUGAGCGAGAUUUACCUCCGUAGUGAUGAUCAAGAGCGUACACUGGGAUCGGGCCAAGCUUUGAUCGAUGGGCUUUUCCCAGUAGACGGCACACUAUCCCUUGAGCUUCACCGCAUGCUCUCGUGGGAUGUUGCCGAUAUCUCCGUCGAUUACAUUAACGCCAACGAGAAAAUCUGUCCGUUCAUGGGACACAUCGGACAGCUAUCCAAUGAAUCACCGGAGUUCUGGGAACACCUCCGCGACCCUGCCACCGUUGAGAUUGAGCACCACUUCAAUGACCUUGUGGGCAAUUUUUCAUGGGGCUCCGCGUUGGAGUGUCUAAGCACGGCUCGUUGCAAUGAUCUGGAGUUGCCACCUGGAAUUGAUGAGGAAACGUUUACCAAGACGUACCAUGAAGUUGAGGUGCGCCAGGGUAUCUUUCUCACAUACAACGACUCGUGGUAUGCCAAGCUUGCCAUGCAACCGCUGGCUCACGACAUGCUGACUCGACUCGAUGGUGUGCUGAACGACGACCCGGACACGUACAAGCUCUCCGUUACGAUGGGUGCAUAUGCAGUCACUCUUUUCUAUGCUUAGUGCUAGAUGCUUGCCACUGACCGACGUCCUGUUAUUUGACCUGUUGACUGCAGCUCACGAUUCAACGAUCAUGCCGUUCCUGGCUGCUUCAGUGAAGGAGAACUGGGACCGCCUCUGGACUCCGUACGCGGGCAUGCUGGUGAUGGAAGUAUACAAGACGAAGAGCGGCUCGCACGCGGUUCGGAUGAUCUUCCACGGGGAACCUCAGCAUAUUCCAGAAUGCCACGACACUUUGUGCGAUAUCGAGGAGUUUGCCGAGGCCUUUGCGUUUGCACGCAACCCACGCACUCAGCACGACUGCAAGUUGCCCAAGAAGAAGAAACACAAAAGCCCCUCAUCAAAUCUGAUGACCACAACGGCUGACGGCCAUGCGGGGUUCCAGGCUUCUGACUACAUCGGAAGCUACUUGCUGCUGGGACUGGUGGGCAUUGCUGGGUUGCUCGCCCUGCGUGCGAAGGCUCGACGCAACCGAUUGCGUGAAGUGCGCGGCGGCGACGAGACUAUCUCUCUCCUUCCUUAGAAGUGGGGAGUAAAUCUCGCAGUGACACCACUGGAAACUCGUCCAACAACUCAAGAAAAAAAUGCGAUCAAUAAAACGCACCACCAAACUUGACUUUGUCACUUCAAC